GGAGGCCAUUCUCUUCUUACUUUCCAACUUCCACCAUCAUGCCGAUCCAAACACCUUACGUUACUCCUCAUAUUCUCCACAAGAACUAUGCCCAGUCCUCCGAUGCUGAGCUUUACUCCAACCGUAAGCAUUUCGAUCUCAUCUAAAAUCCGUUUUCCUGAUAAAAGUUUGUUCAUAGUCAUUGGCAGGGAGCUCGAGUUCUUCUCCCAAGCUGGCUUUGACAUGGACAAAAUCUACUUGAAGCGCAAUGCUCCGGUUGCCCAGCUAUAUGAAGACGCCAUUCGCAACGAGGGUGCCAUUCUAUCGUCUUCUGGUGCUCUCAUCAACUUUUCGGGUAAGAAAACUGGGAGGAGCCCCAAGGACAAGCGUAUCGUAUACGAAGAUACCUCCAAGGACGACAUAUGGUGGGGCUCUGUCAAUAUAAAAUUAGAUGAGCAUACCUUUGAAAUCAAUCGUGAACGUGCAAUCGAUUAUCUCAAUACUCGAGAUAAUGUUUACGUCUUCGACGGGUUUGCUGGUGUAAGUUUCGAUGUUUCCUCUGCACCUGCGCACAACGCCCCUAACAUCGUCUUAGUGGGAUCCUAAGUACAGGAUCAAAGUCCGGGUCAUUUGUGCCAGGGCCUAUCAUGCUCUCUUCAUGAA
Molecule: messenger RNA, 642 nt
Organism: Lentinula edodes (shiitake mushroom)
Lineage: Eukaryota; Fungi; Basidiomycota; Agaricomycetes; Agaricales; Omphalotaceae
Product: phosphoenolpyruvate carboxykinase
Exons: 3
Coding region: 88-585 (165 amino acids)
Biological process (GO): gluconeogenesis
Cellular component (GO): cytosol
Molecular function (GO): phosphoenolpyruvate carboxykinase (ATP) activity; ATP binding
Source: RefSeq, a predicted model, not a curated record